Emericellopsis cladophorae is the source of this 2949-nucleotide messenger RNA. RefSeq lists its product as uncharacterized. The record is from RefSeq and is a predicted model, not a curated record. Lineage: Eukaryota; Fungi; Ascomycota; Sordariomycetes; Hypocreales; Bionectriaceae. The coding region runs from base 1 to 2949 and encodes 982 amino acids. The transcript is spliced from 6 exons.
AUGUCGCGGCGUGCCGCGGACAGCAUGUCCCCCCAGAUGUUUGGUCCCGAGAGUCACCCUCGCUUCAGCACCAUCACAGAUGCCUUCAAGCACCAGGUCCUCACCAAUCCGGACUCCCUCGCCGCAGUGAGCCUAUCGGCCGCGCACAAGUUCGAGGAGAUCACGUACCGGGCCCUCUCGAACCGCGCGGCGCGCCUGGCAGUCGAGAUGCGACGUCUUGGUGUGCGUCCCGGCGACCGCGUGCCCUUGGUGGUCAAGCGUGGCAUCCACAUGCUAGUGGGCAUCAUCGCCGUGCUCUCCUGCGGCGCGCAGUAUGCGCCCCUCGACGGCGGCGUCGUGCCAGACUCUACGCUGCGCUUCGUGGUGGAACAUAAUUGCGGUGGGCGUGGCGUCGUGCUGGCCAUGGGCAUGACGAAACAUCGCCUAGGCGAGUUUCGUGGUCUCAGCGUUAUUUGUAUUGAUGAGCCCUGUGAGCUUAGUGGCGAUGAGAGUCUCGCAGAUGAUCUUGUGCUGGAGAACUUCGCAGAGCCCGACACUGGGUGCUACAUUAUCUACACUUCAGGUGAUUUGGGAAUCACGACUGGGACGAAAGUUGGUCAGACCCUCAACAUCAGCUUUGACAUGGAUUGGAAUGCGUGUAUAAAAGAGGUGAGGAAGGAAGUGAAGUUGGAUACAGCAAAAGCUGACACGAAGCAGAUUGAGGUGCUCAUCUGCACGCCGACCAUUCUCGCAAAAUAUGAACCCCAGGACUAUCCCAAGAUCAAGACCGUCGCCACAGCCGGAGAGCCAACCUCCCAACGAUUGGCCGAUAAAUGGGCCGAAAACAAGACGUACUACAACUGCUGCGGUCCUACUGAGACCACAAUUGUCAACACUAUGCACAACCACGUCAGUGGCGGGCCACUGACUAUUGGAAAGCCAACCCCCGGCAACAAUGUCUACAUUCUCAACGAAAACCACGAGCUUGUUCGCGAUGGUGAGCCUGGGGUUAUGUGGGCCGGUGGUCUUGGAGUGUCCAAGGGCUAUGUCGGACUUCCUGAGAAGACUGCAGAGCGAUACGUCCCGGAUCUGUUCUUGGACAUGAGAUCGAAAACGUACAACACCGGCGACCUUGGAAAAUGGCUGGCCGAUGGAUCGAUCGAAAUACUUGGCCGAGUGGAUGACCAGGUGAAGGUAAAGGGCUUCCGAGUUGAGCUCGAUGGAGUCACCGCCUCGGUCAACUCUUGCAGUGUCGUCGACAGAGGCGUCGUGCUUUUCUGGGGCGGCGAGAUUCACGCAUUCAUCACACCAGCCAACGCCGACGUUGACGCUGUCAAAACUCACCUGCAGACGCGCCAGCCAUACUACGCCGUUCCUUCGCAUUUCAAUCUUCUCAAUGAGCUUCCCGUAACCCCCAACGGUAAGAUUGACAAGAAGCUGCUCAAGGAAUCCGCCUCUGGCACUCAGACGUCGGUCGUCGAGAAGCCCAGCUCUACUGCGGACACGACGACUCCGCCAAGCCUCGAAAAGCAACUAUCUGUGACAACCGAGACGACUUUGUGCGAGUGGUCGAAAUCGAGUUCGGUCUCCACCUCGAGCUCGAGCUUUGUGGACGAGAAGGCCGGGGUCGUCGACCUGGAGGCUGCUGUGCCUGACAAGACGCAGAGCAAGACGGUUCGCGGUAUCCGCCAUCGCGUGUUGAUCGUCUACCGACAACUGUUCACUCUCAUGGCUCUUCUCAACAUAGCCACCGUCAUCAUAGUGGCCUUUACGGGCUUCCAGCGCGAAGCUGUCGGCACCAUCACCGCUGUCAACCUCACCAUUGCCGUCCUCAUGAGACAGGAGUUUGUCAUCAACGCCAUUUACACGACAACGUGCAGCGUUCCCAAGUCCUGGCCUCUCUGGAUCCGCACCCGGGCCGCUCGUGUCUUCCACCUCGGUGGCGUCCAUUCAGGGGCUGGUGUCAGCGCAGCGCUCUGGAUGUUUGCUAACACGGCCGGCGACACAGCCUGCAUGGCGUUGGGUACUUGCAAUGGACACUGGGGGAAAUUAUCACUCGCUGCUAAGAUUAUCGCAUGGAUCAUCGCCGCUCUCUUCAUUGCCAUGCUAGCCAUGGCGUACCCGUCGGUUCGCAAGGCGCAUCACGACAAGUUCGAAAUCUUCCACCGAUUCGUGGGUUGGACUCUGCUCGGCCUCUUCUGGGCACAAGUGGUUCUCACCGCCAAGGACACAAAGGCUUCCGAUGUUUCCCUUGGAACGGCUGCGGUGAGAACACCAUCGCUGUGGCUCCUGGUUGUUGCCACGCUCAGCGUCGCCUCGUCUUGGUUCUGGCUCAAAAAGGUUCCCGUCAAGGCCGAGCCCCUGUCUAAGCACGCGAUACGCCUGCAUUUUGACUACACGGUUCCGGUCAACGGCUCGUUCACGCGACUGUCUCAUAAACCGCUCCUCGAGUGGCACUCGUUCGCCACCAUCCCUGCCCCCGAGGCUGUGGACGGCAACCCCAAAGGCUACUCGCUUGUCGUCUCCAACGCCGGUGACUGGACGCGCGCUAUGGUCGAAAACCCCAGCCCCAAGAUCUGGGUGCGUGGCGUGCCGACGUGUGGUGUCAUGCGCAUCGCAACCCUCUUCAACCGCGUCGUCAUUGUCGCCACCGGUUCGGGCAUUGGUCCCCAGCUCGGCCACAUCCUCAACCCAUCGUGCCCGACGAAGCUCCUCUGGUCCACAAAGGAUCCCGAGAACACAUUUGGCAAGCCCAUGUGCGACCUGCUCAAGUCCAAGUGCCCGGACGCCGUAAUCUGGGACACCCGCACCCAGGGCCGCCCGGACCUCGUCAAGAUGUCAUACAACCUCGCCAAGGACUUUGACGCGGAGGCGGUCAUCAUCAUCGCCAAUGAGAAGAUUACCAAAAAGGUGGUCUACGGCCUGGAGACGCGUGGCCUGUCUGCCUAUGGGGCGAUUUGGGACAGUUAG